GGGACCAUUUUAAUGAUUGCCUAAAGCUUAUAGCCUUAUAUUAAGAUCAGAUUUCCCUUUCCUUUAAUGAAGGAGACAAACUCAGUUUGAGGACAGUUCCUAGUUGGGAAGAAGCAAAAGCAUAGAGUGGAAGAAGAGCUUCAGUAAAAAAAAAUGGAGAGAGAAGAGAACAUUGUAAUUGUGGGUACUGGCAUAGCUGGUUUUGCUACUUGUUUGGCACUUCACAGGGUGGGGCUGCAGAGUAUUGUCUUGGAAUCAGCAGAUUCGUUGCGAGCGACUGGAUUUGCUCUGGCAUUAUGGACUAACGCCUGGAGAGCUUUGGAUGCACUGGGAAUUGGAGACUCUCUUAGACAAAGUUCCUUAUCCAUUACUGGGAUUAAAAGUUUCUCUGCGGAUUCAGGAGCACCUAUCAAGGAGGUAUCAUUUGUGGAUGAUAACUGUAUAGAUUAUGAAAGCCGUUGCGUGAGAAGGAAAGAUCUGUUGGAGAAAUUAGCGAAUGAACUGCCUCAAGGCGCUAUUAGAUAUUCUUCCAAGGUUGUUUCCAUUGAAGAAUCUGGACCAAUGAAAGUGGUACAUCUUGCAGAUGGUUCCACUAUUAGAGCUAAGGCCUUAAUUGGGUGUGAUGGAGUCAAUUCUGUGGUGGCAAACUGGCUUGGGCUUCAGAAACCUGUUUAUUCUGGGAGAUCUGCAAUUAGAGGGUUCGUUGAGUAUCCGGACAAACAUGGUUAUCAGCCUAAGUUCCAUGCAUUUUUUGGAGUUGAUGGAAAUGCAGAACAAGAUUCACUUAAACUGAAGCAAUUUGUGUUGAACAAGGCCAGUAAUGUGUCUAAAGAACUCUUCGCCGUUGUAGAGAGAACAACGCUAGACUGUAUAUCUUGCGCUCAGCUGAAAUUGAGAUUGCCGUGGAAUGUUUUGCUGGGGAAUAUUUUGAAGAAUAACAUUUGCGUAGUAGGUGAUGCACUUCAUCCCAUGACUCCAGACCUUGGUCAAGGUGGAUGUUCUGCCUUAGAAGACAGUGUUGUUAUUGCAAAAUGCCUCAGAGAAGCUUUGGUGAAACCGAUAACAGAUAGAGGAGUUGAACAAGAAGAUGAGGACGAGGACGAGGAGGAAUUUAUAAAGAUCAAAAAAGGACUUGAAAAGUAUGCUAAAGGGAGGAGAUGGAGGAGUUUUACAUUCAUCAGUGCUGCUUAUUUAUCUGGUUUUAUACAAGAGAGUGGUAGCAAGGUAAUCAGUUUCUUAAGAGAACGCUUUUUGGCUGGAGUCACUAUAGCAGUUACACUCAGAAUGGCUAACUACGAUUGCGGAAAACUCACUGUUUCUUGAAAUGUAUGUCCAUACAUCUCAAACUGUUGAACUGAAGAAAGAAAGAGGUGCCAACAUUGGUGAAAUUCCAACUUUUUUUGGCCAUUAUGAUAUACUAUUCUUCUUGUAUAACUUAGUCAACAGCAUAGUUUGUGGCAUGUUCCAUUGAAACUCCUCCCUGGUUAAUAAACAACAACCCAGUGUAAUUCCACAAGUGGGGUCUGGGGAGGGCAGUAUAUACGCAGCCUUACCCCUACCCUGGACGUGUAGAGAGAUUGUUUCGGAUAGACCUUUAGCGAAAAGGAUGAAGAAGCACCGAUAGCAAGUCCCUGGUUAAUAAACAAACAUUAUAAUUGCUUGGCUCUCCAGUA
Messenger RNA from Nicotiana tabacum (common tobacco), 1673 nucleotides. RefSeq names its product monooxygenase 2. Gene Ontology annotation, molecular function: FAD binding. The record is from RefSeq and is a predicted model, not a curated record. NCBI's taxonomy places the organism in Eukaryota, Viridiplantae, Streptophyta, Magnoliopsida, Solanales, Solanaceae.